Messenger RNA from Cynoglossus semilaevis (tongue sole), 7014 nucleotides. Its product is annotated as transcription factor COE3. The transcript has 16 exons. The coding region runs from base 2090 to 3814 and encodes 574 amino acids. Gene Ontology annotation, biological process: regulation of DNA-templated transcription. The record is from RefSeq and is a predicted model, not a curated record. Gene Ontology annotation, molecular function: DNA-binding transcription factor activity; DNA binding. NCBI's taxonomy places the organism in Eukaryota, Metazoa, Chordata, Actinopteri, Pleuronectiformes, Cynoglossidae.
GAGUGAGAGAGAGGGAGUUCUGGGCAAAAGAGAUAUUGACAAUCACACUAAGACAGACCACACAUUCAACAAAUAAGAAAAACACCGUUUAUUUUAUCAUUUGACUGAAAUUCCAACUUUGGUUUUUCUUCCAAUAAUUUAAAUAAAUAAAUAAAAUAAAAUCCCACAUCUUUUUGUGUGACUGGGCAAUUUGGCAAUAGAUUGUGUAGAGGUGAAAGCAACAGCUUAUAAUUCACUUAUCUUUGGCAGCAGCUAUUAACCCUCAGCAGCAGCUAGAUAGAUUGCUCAGGAUAUAGCACACAUCUCUCUUCUUCCUCCUCACACCUCCUCCCUCCUCCGCUCCCUCCAUCCUCUCCUCCUUUUCACCACUAAUGAACCGAAUUGCCCGCCUGCUCCUCGGACACACUCGGACACUCGGCUCCUUAAUAAUAAAAUGAUGAAGCUGUAUCUGAUCAUCAUUGCUGAUUUUACGUGGCGCGCGUGAAACGAACACACACACACGCGCGCGCGCGCGCCAGCACGCAACGCACUGGCGUUUGCUCAACUUUGUUUCCAUUUUUAAUGUCAAGGAAACACCGUCUCCGUAAAGGAGGGUCAGAGGAUGUGACUUUUUUAUCUGACUGAUUCGUUUUGACAUGACAGACACGGUUGGCCGUGGCUGAUUUACACAGCUCGCUUCUGUUUGAUGCGUUCAAGGCAAAAAAAAAAAAAAAAAAAAAAUCCCGUUCGUAAUCAAACAAGUGGAAGUCAUCUGUAUCAGAUGAUGCAAAAUUAUUCAUUCAAAAAAAGUUGCAGAAAUCAGCCUUCAAACGCGCAACCCUGCCGCUGGUGUACACGAAAAUACAGCGCGCGUGGAUUUUUAAGAGAUCACGAUGAAAUUCCUAGAUGUCAUAAAAAUGAAAUAUGAUUUAUCACUUGGGCUUGAAGAUAAUUGUUGUCUGAAAUUAUUUUAAAAAAAAGUUGAUUCAUAUUAAUAACAACACAUCGCAUCGAAUAAAUGAAUUAAAUCCGAAUAAUGUAAUAAUUCCGUUUAAUUACGAUACGAAUUUCCAAUUAAAAAGGCCACCUUCAUUUUCUUAAGCAUCAAUCCCGACAUUUAUUUUUUUUUUAAAAGUUAAUAUCAUGUAUAUUUUUUGGUUAUUUUCUCCCUCAUAAUGUGUGAUGCUCAACACCAAUUUUCCAUAUGUUUUAAAAAAAUCCAACUCACCACAUAUAGGGGCCUAAAGCAAGAGGAAAAGUGGAGCGAGUGAGUGCAGUCGGGCUGCUGCUCUGCACAGCCCACUGCUGCUGGAGCGCCGCCGCCGCUUGCACAGGAAGCGUCACGCUGCCAAAUAUGGGCAAAACCACGCCCACAACGCGUCAUACUCUGACAGCGCCUCUCCCGUGGGUUUAGAGUUUUGGCUCCCGGGAAAGAUUUCAGUCCUCGGGGAAAGAGGGCUUAGUUUUGCAUGUUCCCAUCCAUCGUGCACGACGCGAAAGGGCCCCUUCUCCACCUCUCCUGUGUACCAGGAACACCUCCACUGGUGAUCAGCCUUCGCCCGUGUUUGUCUUGUGGAGAAGCAGCAGCAGCACCUUUUCAGGAGUGGGCUUUUUUAUCCAACAACAACAAGUCCUGAAGGUUUUGGAUGCGCUGUGCUUCAGGGAUGUGGGCACUCUGAGAGCAGCAUCACCCACCGACACAAACAAAUGCCAUCGAUUUUUCUGUGAAUAGCACGAAAAUAGGAGGAAAAAAAAAAGAGAAAAAGAAAACAAAAGAGGAACACUAGCAAGACACACUCGCACAGGCAAAUCCCGUCUAUUGAACAAUUCACUUGUGCAGUCUGUGGAUACCGCUCUAACUAAGUACAGCACUUUGAGAAUUGUUCACAUCGGCCGGACUGAAGAGGGAGGCAAGACCUGUGGACCGGCUUUUCUCACCGGCUCUCACCGCUGAUCCCCGCUGAAAGAAGAGACAGAGAGAGAGAGAGAGAAAAGAAAAAACCCACGCAGCCCAACUCUGACGGAUAACAACGCGCUUGGACGUUUAUUUUCCCUAAUUUUCACAGGAGGCUCAUUUUUUUUUUCUUCUCUCCGACACAAAUUGUCCUAAAUGUUUGGGAUUCAGGAAACUAUACCGCGGGGUGGGACGACGAUGAAGGAAGAACCGCUGGGUGGACUGAACUCGGUCCGCUCCUGGAUGCACACAGCUGGGGUGGUGGACGCAAACACAGCCGCCCAAAGCGGCGUGGGCUUGGCACGGGCACAUUACGAAAAGCAGCCCCCUUCCAACCUCAGAAAAUCCAAUUUUUUCCAUUUCGUCCUGGCGCUGUAUGACAGACAGGGUCAGCCCGUGGAGAUCGAAAGGACAGCUUUUGUGGACUUUGUGGAGAAGGAAAAAGAACCAACCAGCGAAAAAACAAACAAUGGGAUACAUUACAAACUACAGUUAUUGUACAGCAACGGCGUCAGAACAGAACAGGAUCUUUACAUACGGUUAAUCGAUUCCAUGACAAAACAGGCCAUAAUUUAUGAAGGCCAGGACAAGAAUCCAGAAAUGUGCAGAGUCCUCCUCACCCACGAAAUCAUGUGCAGCCGAUGCUGUGACAAGAAAAGCUGCGGGAACAGGAACGAGACGCCCUCAGACCCCGUGAUCAUCGACAGAUUCUUCCUAAAGUUCUUCCUCAAGUGCAAUCAGAACUGUUUGAAGAAUGCAGGGAACCCACGGGACAUGCGCAGAUUCCAGGUUGUCGUAUCGACGACCGUCAACGUUGACGGCCACGUGUUGGCCGUCUCUGACAACAUGUUUGUACACAACAAUUCCAAACAUGGGCGAAGGGCUCGCAGACUCGACCCUUCAGAAGCAGCCACCCCGUGCAUCAAGGCUAUCAGCCCCAGCGAGGGAUGGACCACCGGAGGAGCCACUGUCAUCCUCAUAGGGGACAACUUCUUUGACGGCCUUCAAGUUGUGUUCGGCACGAUGCUCGUAUGGAGCGAGCUCAUAACUCCACACGCAAUCCGCGUCCAGACUCCACCUCGGCACAUUCCCGGUGUUGUGGAAGUCACGCUGUCCUACAAGUCCAAGCAGUUUUGCAAAGGUGCCCCUGGGAGAUUUGUCUACACUGCCCUGAACGAGCCAACCAUCGACUAUGGUUUCCAGAGGCUGCAGAAGGUUAUCCCCAGACACCCCGGAGAUCCUGAGCGGUUACCGAAGGAGGUGUUGCUGAAGAGGGCGGCUGAUCUAGUGGAAGCCCUGUACGGGAUGCCCCACAACAAUCAGGAGAUCAUUCUGAAGAGGGCAGCUGACAUCGCCGAGGCCCUGUACAGCGUUCCCCGCAACCACAACCAGAUCCCCUCACUCGCCAACACGGCCUCCCAUGGCAUGAUGGGAGUGAACUCUUUCGGCAGCCAGCUAGCAGUCAACGUGUCCGAGUCACAAGGGAACGACCAAGUGGGCUACAGCCGGAACACCAGCAGCGUGUCCCCCCGGGGCUACAUCUCCAGCAGCACCCCGCAGCAGUCGAGCUACAACACCGUCAGCAACAGCAUGAAUGGCUACGGCAACGCCGGUAUGAACCUGGGAGUGCCGAGCUCCCCCGGGUUCCUGAACGGAUCCUCUGCCAACUCCCCAUAUGGAAUUAAACAAAAGAGCGCCUUCGCCCCUGUGGUCCGACCCCAGGCCUCCCCACCCCCCUCCUGCACCAGCGCCAACGGCAACGGACUGCAAGGUGAGCCCCCCUCACCCCCUCAUCCCUUCCCUACGGACUACUGGUCAGAUACCGCUGCUCAGGCCUCUGUCCGGUUUGCCAUGUCCGGCCUCGUUGUCCCUCCAAUGUAAAUGCACUUUCAUCAUCUCAAGCACCAGUCUACACUCCACUACUUCACUUCAGAAGAAUCCCCCCCUGCUUACCACAGCACACCACCAAACGCUGGUGUAAUGUAUAGUCAAUCACUUAAUCUGUUUUUUUUUUUUUUAAACGAAGAUUUUUUUUUUUUAAAUGACUUUCGCCAACCUGCAGAAAUAAAAGGAUUUUACAGAGGAACAUUUUUUUUUUCUGCGGGAUUGUUUUUUGUUUACUUCUCUCUCUCCAUUAAAUCCGCCUCGAGGAGGACACGGGAUGAUGAAGGGUUUAUUUUGUAUACGUGUCGGGUUGUACUUCGGCGUCGGAUAUGUCCAUUCAUCCACACGUUUAAUACUGGAAGGGACUCUGUGGACUCGCCAUCUGGUUGUAAAGUAAAACACACUGAUGUACAGUACAUUUGCCAACGAACUUGUUUGCCUCAGAAUUUUCUUUUCCUUUUUUUUUUCUCUUCUCUCCGUUUCUGUUCCAACUCUUUUAAUAGAUUCACAACAGUUGUGUGUCUUUAUAAUGUGACCUUUUUGUAUUUUUAUGUGUGCGGAAAAUACACAGGGGCCAAGACGGUUUGAAUUUCAACUGGAGAAUAUAUGAGAUAUAUAUCAUGUAGAAAAAUUGAUCAUAAAAGUAACAAACAAAUAAGAAUAAAAGGUGCGGGGCGGGGGCCGGGGCGGGGAAGGAUGUAUCAUGUUUCAUUCCUGCAUUUUAACUUAAAUUUUGUAAUUUAUUGUAGCUAGAUAUUUUCAAAAGUCAAACGAAAAAAAAACAACAACAACCAACAACCCACUUUGAGUCAACAAGCACACUGACGUGUACAAAACACUGCUCUGUUGAUGAAUAUGAUGUACUUCCAUGUCUAGAGCUUCCUUUUAAGCAAGUGUGUUUUGCCAUGUUUUUCAACUUUUUUGCUAGCACUGUAUAUUAAUGCAUUCCUAGGCUACUGUGAAGUCUGUUUCUUGUUGAUGAGGAGCAGUCUCCCCCCCUUCUAGCUCCAAACUCCCUUAUGUGUUUUAUAUGUGGUUAAAAAAAUUGUAGACUAUUGUGAUAUUGCCAAACUUGUGCUAAAUAUUUAUACAUCUGUCUUUUUCAUGUUCUUUUAGAUCAACGACAAAAAAAAAGGUGAAAAAAAAAGUUUGAAAAAAAAAAACGAAAACAAAAAAAAACAAAAACAAAAUUUAAAACCAUCGAGAAUGUAGGAAGUAUAGUAGAUCAUCGUCAUAUUUCUGUUCCAACACACACUUGCGCUCACUGAGGGGAAAAUUUUUGUAACAUAUCAACUAUAAAUAAUGUAUUUAUCUCUGAUAUUUUGUAUAUUGCUUUUCAUUAUGUAUGUAUUAAUCGUCAUGCCCUUAAUAUAGUGAUGCAGCACAGAUGAUUCAGCCAAGAACUGUUGCCUUCAUUUGUUUUCUUUUUGUAUUUGAUGAAAUGCAAUGUGCAUAUAUUUCACGUGUAUCCUCAAAAAAGUUUGUGUUACUCCUGUCGAGACUCUCUGUCCAUUUUUUUUUUUUUAAAGGGGAAGUCAAACUUCAUUGUUUAUUUUUAUAUUGAUUUUAAAUUAUCUAUACAGACCAUUUUGGAGAAAACUUUGUUGGUUGUAUUGUCAAAUAAAUUGUUUGUGACCCAUAUGAUAGUUGUUAAGAUCCAAUAGAGACUAAUGUGCAUGAGGGACAACCUUGGAGAUAAAAAAAAAAAAACACUCCAUUUGUGGUUGUACUUUUUUCCCCCCCUUCUGUUUUGUAGAAUGUAUAGAAGUCAUUUUUACUCACCACUUAUGACUCUGCCACAUAGCUUACAUGUGUUUACAGGAAAGAAGAAAAAUUUAAAUCUGUCAACAUUUGGAAUGGAAACAGAAAUGGAUUAAGUGAUGUUUUAUUAAAAUUUUCAGUAAAAAAACACACACACUAGCUCCUCAACUGUCAACUUCUUCUGUUUCCAGUACAGUUUGGCUGGCAGACCAAAACAAAAAACAAAAAAAACCUUAGCGAUAACUGUCGAAAAAAAAGUGUCCCCAAAGCGUGACUUUAGCUCUGACGCUGCUCUUCUCACUGUAUCAGCCUUCAUCUGCAGCAGUCAUUCAUAAACAUCUCCAGCUUUUUUAUUCAAAGCAGCCCAAACAGGGCUCAUUCAAAUCCCUCAUUUUAUUGCAUUAAGCCGCCUGGUUAAUAAAGAAUCAAUACAUUGAAAGAGCAAGGUUAUCCUUUGUCUAUAAGGGCUGGUAUCGUUUUGAACCUCUUAUAGUUUGAGCAAUGAAAGGGGGGCCUGAGUGAAAUCUAUACUCAUCAAGUGGGUCAAACUGAAGGAUAGGAGUGUGUGAGGGAAGAACACUGCUUCCCCUUAAAAACAACUGAGCAUCUUAUCUGGCAUCCUGAGCAGGUCACAAAAUGUCAAUUUCUCAUCAAGGCAACAUUGUCCACGGCCACCUCUCCCUUUAAUGCACAAUUAAACAGCGCCAGCUUGAGUGGCAAUCAGCAUAUCACAGCUUAUUAUGUCAGACAGGCGGGCGGAGAUCUCGCCGCGGCCGAGAGCUGAUAGAGUCCGCGCGCUGCUGAUAGCGUAAAGGACGGGGGUACGCUCGAAAGAGCCAUUUCAUUUUCGGCCUACGAUCGCCUUGUGCUUCCAAUCAUUCCCUCGAUAAUCCACCCAGUCUGAUAACAACGGCCACACAUCUGCUUCCUGACGUCGUAUUAUCUGUUUCAGACACCGAUACACAGGUUCUCGGCUGUAAUGCCUUCCUUACUGCUCUCUUACUCAAUGACAAAAUGAUUUGUUUUUUUGUUUUAAUUGCUCCGUGGCCGAGGCCUAGGAAGGGGGCGCUCUCUCUCUCUCUCUCUCUCUUGAUACAAAAACAACAACCGACGGAAGAAAAAAAAAAGAUGCUAGAGAAAAAAAAGGACAAUUCCUGAGGUUGAAGGUGCAAUAAAAGAUGACAAGUCUGCUGGGUUGUUCCCGGUAUUAAGAGAGCGCCGAAGCCUGGCAGGCAGAGUGAAGGUACAGUAUAUUGUCUCAGCAUGUUUCUCUGUACCCGAGCGGCAGCCCCCCAGCUCUGCCACAACACUCAAUCAUCGUGAGAGCCUCUUUAUUGGAGAACUCUAAUGGCCACCCUCCACCAUGAUCUUAAUGUGUACAUUAAAUAUUUAUAAAUCCCGGGUCAAUAAUGCCCCAUAACCCGAGCCUGACAGAC